Glycine soja is the source of this 1111-nucleotide messenger RNA. Its product is annotated as 40S ribosomal protein S3a. The coding region runs from base 132 to 917 and encodes 261 amino acids. Gene Ontology annotation, biological process: translation. The record is from RefSeq and is a predicted model, not a curated record. Gene Ontology annotation, molecular function: structural constituent of ribosome. NCBI's taxonomy places the organism in Eukaryota, Viridiplantae, Streptophyta, Magnoliopsida, Fabales, Fabaceae. Gene Ontology annotation, cellular component: ribosome; cytosol. The transcript is spliced from 6 exons.
AAGCCCAAGCGGGAAACAAGCCCAAGUAGGGUUUUAAAGAAUAUAAAGAUUAAAGAGGAGGUGUGCUGAGACAGGUAGGGUUUCGAGUUACAGCCGCACCUUGAUUCAGAGCAGAGCGACCUUGAAGAGCUAUGGCUGUCGGAAAGAAUAAGAGGAUUUCCAAGGGAAAGAAGGGUGGCAAGAAGAAAGCCGCUGAUCCCUUUGCCAAGAAGGACUGGUACGAUAUCAAGGCCCCUUCCGUCUUUCAGGUCAAGAAUGUUGGCAAAACCCUCGUCUCUCGUACCCAGGGAACCAAGAUUGCUUCUGAAGGACUCAAACAUAGAGUGUUUGAGGUCUCAUUGGCUGAUCUCCAAGGAGAUGAAGACCAUGCCUUCAAGAAGAUUCGUUUGAGAGCUGAGGAUGUUCAAGGGAAAAAUGUUCUGACAAACUUUUGGGGAAUGGAUUUCACAACUGAUAAGUUGAGGUCCUUGGUGCGGAAAUGGCAAACUUUAAUUGAAGCUCAUGUGGAUGUCAAGACCACUGAUAAUUAUACGUUGAGGAUGUUCUGCAUUGGCUUUACCAAGAGGCGUAGUAAUCAGGUGAAGAGGACCUGUUAUGCACAAUCAAGCCAAGUCAGACAGAUUCGCAGGAAGAUGAGAGAGAUAAUGGUAAACCAGGCAGCUGCCUGUGAUUUGAAAGAAUUGGUGCGCAAGUUCAUCCCUGAAAUGAUUGGAAAGGAGAUUGAGAAGGCAACAUCUAGCAUAUAUCCUCUACAGAAUGUGUUUAUUCGUAAAGUUAAGAUUCUUAAAGCUCCAAAGUUUGAUCUAGGAAAACUGAUGGAGGUUCAUGGUGAUUACUCAGAAGAUGUUGGUGCCAAGGUGGAUAGACCUGCUGAUGAAACCUUGGCUGAGGAAGCAACUGAAGUAGUUGGAGCUUGAUCCGGCUGAUAAUGCAUUUUUGUUUGUUUAGAAUUCCUGUUGCUUUUACAAAUAUUUAUUUUUCAGUUUUGUUUUGACAUUUAGAAACACAUUUGUUUUUGCAAAUCUAAAUCUGUUUUUUUGGCAAAGGUUUAUUGGUACAACCCAAUAACCAAGAACGGUAUGAAAGGCGUAAUUUUCUUAUUGGCUUGGUA